This is a messenger RNA of Oryza brachyantha (malo sina), 1680 nucleotides long. RefSeq names its product AAA-ATPase At3g28580-like. The record is from RefSeq and is a predicted model, not a curated record. Gene Ontology annotation, molecular function: ATP binding; ATP hydrolysis activity. The transcript is spliced from 2 exons. Bases 21 to 1583 code for a protein of 520 amino acids. NCBI's taxonomy places the organism in Eukaryota, Viridiplantae, Streptophyta, Magnoliopsida, Poales, Poaceae.
GGAGCUGCUCGUCGACGGCCAUGGAGGCCUCGCCGGCGCCGGCGUGGAGCGGCAGCUUCUUCAACAGCGGCGUCGUGCUCAGCCUGCUGGCCGUGCUGUGGACGGUGCUGUGGAACAACCUGCAGGGGCUGCAGCUGCACCACCUGUUCGGCCGCCACCUCAACCGCCACGCGCGCCGCCUCGCCGCCCUCGUCGAUCCCUACCUCUCCGUCACCGUCGCCGAGUACGACGGCGGGAGGAUGAGGCGGAGCGAGGCGUACAGGGAGGUGCAGGCGUACCUGCAGCGCGCCACCGUGGCCGCCGCCGGCGGGGUCAGGCACCUCAAGGCCGAGCCGGCCAAGGGCGCCGACGCGCUCGUGCUCAGCAUGGGCGACAACGAGGAGGUCGCCGACGUGUUCCGGGGGGCCACGGUGUGGUGGUUCGCCUACUCGAGGCCGCCGAGGGAGGACGGCGCCGCCGGGUUCUACUGGGGCGGCCGCGCCGCCCGCGCCGACCGCCGGUUCUACCGCCUCUGCUUCCUCGAGCGCGACCGCGACGUCGUCCUCGCCGACUACCUCCCCCACGUCCGCCGCGAGGGCCGCGCCGUCAUGGUCAAGAACCGCCAGCGGAAGCUCUUCACCAACCUCGCCGGCGACAGCUGGGACGACGACGGCCGGUGGUGCGACAGCGUGUGGAGCCACGUGGUGUUCGAGCACCCCAAGACGUUCGAGACGCUGGCCAUGGAUCCGGCCAAGAAGAAGGAGAUCAUGGACGACCUCGACGCGUUCCGGAACGGGAAGGACUACUACGCGCGCGUCGGCAAGGCGUGGAAGAGAGGGUACCUCCUGCACGGCCCGCCCGGCACCGGCAAGUCCACCAUGAUCGCCGCCAUGGCCAACUACCUCGACUACGACAUCUACGACAUCGAGCUCACGUCGGUGCGCACCAACACCGACCUCCGCAAGCUCUUCAUCGAGACCACCAACAAGUCCAUCAUCGUCAUCGAGGACAUCGACUGCUCCCUCGACCUCACCGGCAAGCGCAAGAAGAAGAAGAAGAAGGACGCCGACGAGGACGCCGACAAGAACAAGGACGGCGACAAGAAGCCCGGCCCGCCGGAGGACCAGGACGAGAAGAAGGGCAAGGAGAACAGCAAGGUGACGCUCUCCGGCGUGCUCAACUUCAUCGACGGGCUCUGGUCGGCGUGCGGCGGCGAGCGCAUCAUCGUCUUCACCACCAACCACGUCGAGAAGCUCGACCCGGCGCUCAUCCGCCGCGGCCGCAUGGACAAGCACAUCGAGAUGUCCUACUGCGGCUUCGAGGCCUUCAAGUUCCUCGCCAAGAUCUACCUCGGCGUCGACGCCCACCACCUGUUCGACGACGUUGAGUCGCUGCUGUGCGAGGUCGACAUGACGCCGGCCGACGUCGAGGAGAACCUGACGCCCAAGGGCCCCGGCGACAACGCCGACACGUGCCUCGCCGAGCUGGUUAAGGAGCUGGAGAAGACCAAGGCCGAGAAGGCGCAGGCGAAGGUCGGAGGGAAGGGGAAGGCGACGGCGGAGGACGCCGACGACGAUGACGACGACACUGACGAGGAUGAGUAGACUAAUGUUGACUUACUUUGCUGGUUACUUGCAAAUUGUUCUGAUUGUUUGAGUGUUUUAAUCAAACGGCAUAAUGAAAAUAAUGAAAAAUAAUCUG